Messenger RNA from Durio zibethinus, 1901 nucleotides. RefSeq lists its product as uncharacterized. Gene Ontology annotation, biological process: retrograde transport, endosome to Golgi; endosome organization; receptor recycling. The record is from RefSeq and is a predicted model, not a curated record. Gene Ontology annotation, cellular component: recycling endosome; early endosome; trans-Golgi network. Lineage: Eukaryota; Viridiplantae; Streptophyta; Magnoliopsida; Malvales; Malvaceae.
AAGCAUCGCCUAACUGCUAGUCUAUGCAACAAACCUAACAGCUCUACUGAAUUAAAAAAAAAAAAAAAAACGAAUUUGUUUUUCUUCAGCUGAAGGUUAAAGCUUUUCCCUCCGAUUUCAUCUCCCAUGGCCUCCAAUGGAGCUUCUACGGAACAAGGAGUUAGGGAUGCUACGGAGAACAGUUUGGAAAAGAUCAAACGGCAGCUGGCCUCUGGCUCUGGUCGGAACUUGCUCCAAGGUCCACUUCUCAAGCGAUCUGAGACCUUGAGGAAAUGGAAUGAACGGUGGGUGAUAUUAGAUCCCACAACGGGGAAAAUGGAAUACAAGACAAGGAGGAAUGAGCCAAGUAUUAAGGGAACCAUUACAUUUGAUGAAAACAGCACCAUUACCGUAUCUCCUGUUAACUUUCAUGGACUUCCAAAGUAUGAAGGCUGCUGUUUCUAUAUUGGGACUCCCCAGAAAAAGGACUACUUUCUUUGUGCUGAGACUCCUGGUGCUGCUAGAGCUUGGGUAUCAACUUUACAUGCGACACAGUUGGUUCUAAAGGCACACAAAGAGGCCGUUAAUUCCUUAAGUGGGAAUGGUUCUGCAAAAUUUGGUACGGUUGCAACAGUAGUUGCUGCUGCCAAUUCAACAGCCAAGGAAUGUUCUAAAGAAAUUGAAGCAGCAAUGCAGAUUUCUUUGAGAAAUGCCUUAGGAUUGGUCACAAGUAGACCCACUGAUGGUCCAAUGGAUGAUCUUACAAUUAUGAAGGAGACACUAAGAGUCAAGGAUGAGGAAUUGCAGAAUUUGGCUCGAAAUCUUCGUGCUCGUGAUUCAACAAUAAGAGAAAUAGCAGAGAAACUUUCAGAAACUGCUGAAGCUGCUGAAUCUGCAGCAUCUGCAGCUCAUACAAUGGAUGAACAAAGGAGAAUUGCUUGUGCAGAAAUUGAGUGCUUAACAAAAGAUUCAGAAAAACAAAAGGAAGCAUUCAUGUUAAAGCUGAGGGAGUCUGAAGAAAAGCUUGGGGUCCUAAGUAAGGAAAGAGAUCAAUUGAUUAAGCAGAGAGACUCUGCUAUGCAGGAGGCACAUAUGUGGCGCACCAAGCUUGCAAAAGCUCGUGAGAGUGUUGUGAUAUUAGAAGCAGCAGUUAUGAGAGCAGAGGAGAAGGUCAGAGUUGCAGAAACAGAUGCUGAAGCAAGAAUAAAAGAAGCAGCACAGAAAGAGGCAGCUGCUGUGAAGGAAAAGCAAGAACUUUUCGCAUAUGUGAAUGUGUUACAGGCACAUCUCCAAAGACAACAGAGUGACACGAAGCAAAUUUUCGAGGAGAAGACCGAGUCCUCAAAUACAAGUAACAGUCCACCUGAUACAAAGGAUGUUGACUUGUCAGAGAAUGUUGACAAAGCUUGUCUUAGUAUUUCUAGAGUAGUCCCAGUUCCUGGGGAGAGUGUAGUCCACAUGGCAGUGGAUCAAGUAAACAUCCAACCGGUUGGUGAUGGUGAAUGGAGUGAUAUUCAGACAACAGAGGCAAGAAUAGCUGAUGUAAGAGAGAUAGCCACUGAGACAGAGGGAAGCAGCCAUGAUAUUUCUGUUGUUAGCCAAGCAAUUAAUAACCACCACCAGCCUUGAGAAAGUAAUCAAGCUUACUUACAGAAGUGUAAAGAUUCUUCAUAUAUUUUAAAAUUUCUUCCUCCCUCUCAUGAGUUCCUUAAUUUUAUCAGACAAGCAUGUCAAUGUCUUUCCUUUCACCUGGAGGAAUACUUGAAUACAAGCGAGCCUUUGAAAUCAAGUACAUGGAGCCUUGUAUUGAUUGUAAAUUUGACAGAAUUCUUCAAAAAAUGGCCAAUAUUUUGUAGCAAAAUGUUUUAACAAUCAGGUUUUGUCACAAAAUAGAGAAAAUAUUUCAACGUCAAUAAAAUUAU